Salvelinus namaycush (lake trout) is the source of this 2525-nucleotide messenger RNA. RefSeq names its product zinc finger protein 37-like. Gene Ontology annotation, cellular component: nucleus. Lineage: Eukaryota; Metazoa; Chordata; Actinopteri; Salmoniformes; Salmonidae. The coding region runs from base 15 to 2156 and encodes 713 amino acids. Gene Ontology annotation, molecular function: RNA polymerase II transcription regulatory region sequence-specific DNA binding; DNA-binding transcription factor activity, RNA polymerase II-specific. The record is from RefSeq and is a predicted model, not a curated record. Gene Ontology annotation, biological process: regulation of transcription by RNA polymerase II. The transcript is spliced from 3 exons.
UACAUCAACUCAAAAUGGAGGAAGGAGCUUCUCUGCAUAGCGUUAACCUGAAUCAACUCAAAAUGGAGGAAGGAGCUUCUCUGCAUAGCGUUAACCUGAAUCAACUCAAAAUGGAGGAAGGAGAUUCUCUGCAUAGCGUUAACCUGAAUCAACUCAAAAUGGAGGAAGGAGAUUCUCUGCAUAGCGUUAACCUGAAUCGACUCAAAAUGGAGGAAGGAGAUUCUCUGCAUAGCGUUAACCUGAGUCAACUCAAAAUGGAGGAAGGAGAUUCUCUGCAUAGUGUUAACCUGAAUCGACUCAAAAUGGAGGAAGGAGAUUCUCUGCAUAGCGUUAACCUGAAUCGACUCAAAAUGGAGGAAGGAGAUUCUCUGCAUAGCGUUAACCUGAGUCAACUCAAAAUGGAGGAAGGAGAUUCUCUGCAUAGCGUUAACCUGAAUCAACUCAAAAUGGAGGAAGGAGAUUCUCUGCAUAGCGUUAACCUGAAUCAACUCAAAAUGGAGGAAGGAGAUUCUCUGCAUAGUGUUAACCUGAAUCAACUCAAAAUGGAGGAAGGAGAUUCUCUGCAUAGUGUUAACCUGAAUCGACUCAAAAUGUCCGCUGCUGUUUCUUUACCCAUCUUGAGACUCCACAGACUGACAAAGGAUCAAUUGUCUCUCUGUGCUCCUAGACUUAAUCAGAACAACCAGAAGAAGAAAAACUCCACCACCAGCAGAGGAAAGAAACAAUCCACAGGAAAAGGAAACGACUCUGCUGACGGCAAAAGUGUUUCUAGUCAGGAAUCACUAGUGCCUAGACAUCAGCACUGCCCGAAGGGAAGCAAAAAUAAACCCAAGAUAAUUCUCAAACUCUCCCGUUCCAUCUUGAGGCCUGACGCAGCAAAACAAGAGGUGAAACAAGAGAUGGACGAGCUGCCUAUCGGUACAAGAAGUGAUGAACACUGGUUGAACUCUGUGAAGCCAGAGAGCUACGACCCAGAGAUGGGUAACACCAGGGGACCUACAGAGAGCGACCCCAGGACAGAUGCACAUCACUUGGGUAUCAAGAUGAAGGAUGUCCCCCUGUACCACCAGGAUGAUGGGAGGCAGCUGCAGUCGUCUACUGUUCAGCCAUUCAAUCUGGCUGCGUUAAGGUCUGACCUGGAAUGUUGGCCUCAUAACCAGAAGGUCCCCAGGUUCCCGUGUCCGGACUGCGGCCAGAAGUUCUUCUCCAAAAUUCAGUUUAAGUUACAUUCCCGGAGCCACACACAGUACCGGCCGUACUCCUGUGAGGUGUGCCAUAAAACGUUCUCCCGGAAAGGCAGUCUAGACGAGCACCGACCAAUCCACGAGAUGGAGCGCCCCUUCGCCUGCCUCCAAUGCGGCAGGACCUUCACGUUCAAAUCCAACCUGACCCGCCACAUGCGGUUCCACAGCGACGUGCGGCCCUACGUCUGCCCGCAGUGUGGCCAAAGCUUCAAAAUCUCCGACCACCUGAAGAGCCACAUGACGGCCCACAGCGGAAAUAAACCGUACGUGUGCCCGGAGUGCAGCCAGAGUUUUGUCCGUUACAUUAGUCUGAAGUAUCAUCGGCUGAGCCACACCGGCGAGCGCCCGCUGUCCUGCCCAGAGUGUCCCAUGACCUUUGCUCGGCCGCACACCCUUAUGAUCCACCGGCGACAACACAGCAGGAAAACACUGUUCUCUUGCCAGGACUGUGGGAAGCAGUUCAAACAGGGGUACCAAUUGAAAGACCACGUUACAAUCAAACACACAGGGGAGAAACCAUACAAAUGCUCCGAGUGUGACAAGUGCUUCAUCACCCCGGCGUCUCGUAAAGUGCACAUGGUUGUCCACACAGGAGAGAAGCCGUACAAAUGCACAGAGUGCUGUAGGAGAUACAGUCAGAGUGGGCAUCUAGCGCAGCACAUGAGGAGACACACAGGGGAGAAACCAUACAAAUGCUCCGAGUGCGACAAGUGCUUCAUCACUUCGGCGUCCCGUAAAGUACACAUGGUUGUCCACACAGGAGAGAAGCCGUACAAAUGCACGGAGUGCUGUAGGAGCUACAGUCAGAGUGGGUCCCUGAAGAGGCACAGGUGUGAGCAGCAAACCAGGAUGUAUUGCGAACUCACAGCACGCUCCGCAGGGUCCUCUCUGGAAACUCUUCUGUCUGAGUAGGAUACGGCUUCCUUGAUCGGUCUUUUGGUUUCCAAGGAGAUUAGAUCAUUCGUCCAACGGGCGUGGCCUCGCCUUGGAGAACUUGAUCUCAUUUAUGUUUAGUAAGUCCUCUAAUUUAUAGGGAGACUCACAGAAUGCAGGCUCUAAGACGAGUGGGCUUUUCGUCACAACACAACAAUAUCAAGUGGAAGUGUUACAAAUAAGGGACAAGUUGAUUCUCUUUUAGGAACACUUCAGAGGAACAAUGAAUGCUUGGCAGCUUUUACAAAACCGAGGGGUGUGUUUGAAAUGGCAUCCUAUUUCCUGUAUAGUGCACUACAUUUUUGUUCUGCAAAGAGAGGAAGGGAAACGGGGAAGGGGAAACGGUAA